CAGACAGAAGCAACACACUCUAAUGUUACUAUUUUUGACAAGCUGCCCCUCACACACAUUCACACACUCAACACACACACUCCUGCCGCAUGCACGACUGCACACAAAUACACAAACCCACACACUCUCUCUCUCUCUCUCUCUCUCACACAUACACACACAAAAAGACAUCCGCUGGAUACUGGCACACGCUGGAGCAGAGGAAUCAGAAACAUAGCGACACAGAAGGGCUAGCAGGCAGACAGGCAGGCGGAAACACAAUCCCUGUACUGGACUGGACUGGGAGAGACUAUACUGGGAGGCAGAUGUACUGUACUGGGAUAUAUUUAUACUGGGGAGGCUAACCUCGUCAUGGCAACAAACCGACCUCUCUAAGGAUUAAACUUCUCUUCCUCCAAAGGACUUCAUCCUCCUUCCUCCUCAUCUCUUCAUUCAUUUUUCACCUUCCUUUUUUUCUACAAUCGUUCCUUUUAAAAUUUGAUUGGUUGUUGCUGCCAGCCGGAGAUCGAUGUGAGGAUUAUACCAACAGCUCUUUCUCUCCGUUUCUUUACGUUAGGAUAGAUUUUUUGUGACGGUUUUGGCGUUGGGGUUGGUGGUGGGUGGCUGGUAUUUUGGAAGGGCGGAGUAUCUCUUCCUUGCCCCUUUCCCCAGGAGGAGGCUGGCAUCGGGGCGUCCUGAUGCCAGGGCUCGUCUAGAGAGGGUGGACGCGGGACGCUCCGACAUGCCCCACCCCCUUCACUCUGCCGGGCCCCCUGAUUGGCAGAGCCAGGGGAGGACCUCGCAGACAACCACACCAAACAGACCUGUCCUGCUGUGUCUCCUGUGUGUCCUGUCUUCCCUGGUGGAUCUAACCACCGCCUGUCCUCCGACCUGCCUCUGCAACGCCACCGACGUAGACUGCAGUGGGCGAGGCCUGCUCUCCAUGCCCGCCCUCACCCAUCUCCCCGUCACCGCCCACACCCUCCUGCUGCCCAACAACCACCUCUCCUCCCUGGGUCCAGGGUCCUUCGCUAACCUCACCUCCCUGGAGCGACUGGAUCUCUCCAACAACCACCUCUCCUCCCUGGGUCCAGGGUCCUUCGCUCACCUCACCUCCCUGGAGCGACUGGAUCUCUCCAACAACCACCUCUCCUCCCUGGGUCCAGGGUCCUUCGCUCACCUCACCUCCCUGGAGCGACUGGAUCUCUCCAACAACCACCUCUCCUCUCUGGGUCCAGGGUCCUUCGCUAACCUCACCUCCCUGGAGCGACUGGAUCUCUCCAACAACUACCUGGAUAAUCUUCCCCCAGUGCUCUUCAAGGACCUGGGGAAUCUAUCAGAUCUGACCCUUCACAACAACAGUCUUAGGGCCUUGGAUAGGGAUCUCUUCCAGGGGCUGGUGGGGCUGAGGAAGCUAGAUGUCUCCCUCAACGGGCUGUCUGAUAUCCCCCUGGGUCUGCUGGAUGAGCUGCAGGGGCUGACGUGGCUCUCCGUGGCCGGGAACAGGCUCCAUGCCCUGGAGAGAGCAGCCUUCGAGCCCCUGGCUAACCUCCAGUCUCUUCAGCUAGGGGCUAACCCCUGGGAGUGUGACUGCAACCUGAGAGACUUCAAGCACUGGAUGGAGUGGCUGCUGUACAGAGGUGGUAAGGUAGAUGGGGUGGAGUGUACCCUCCCUAAGGACCUGCGAGGGCGGGACAUCCGUGGUGUUCCAGUGGAGAUGUUCAACUACUGCCUCCAACUGGAUGACGAGAACAGGGGAGGAGGGGGGACGCGGAGCGGAGGAAAAGAGGGUUCAUCCCCGCCCUGCGGCCGAACUACCGGCCCCGGAGCCCCCACAUCCGGAUCUGAAGUCCCCCCUGCGGGCGACCUGGUGCCCGUCCCGGACUGUGUGCGGCGGCGCUACCAGCCGGUGAGCGUGCGGAGGGCCAUCGGGACGGUGGUGAUAGCCGGGGUGGUGUGUGGCAUCGUGUGUAUCAUGAUGGUGGGGGCGGCGGCCUACGGAUGUAUCUAUGCCUCGCUCAUGGCCAAGUAUCAACGAGAGCUGAAGAAGAGGCAGCCGCUGAUGGGAGACGGGGAGGGUGACGCAGACCCUGAGGACAAGCAGAUCUCAUCUGUGGCAUAGAGGGGUCAGGGGUUAGAGGUCAGGGGUCAAGGUUGAAAGGGCUCUAUUACUCCUCUCCCUCCUCUCCCCCUGAAACCAACCAGCUCCUGCUACUGUCUUCUCUAUCUCCACCAAACGACAAUCACAAUGGGUCCUCUCCUCCAUUCUGAACCCUGUUCUCAUUCUGAGAUGAGAUAGAUAUGUACGAGUCAGACCACUAGACAACCGCCUGAUAGGGUGAGCAACAAACUCUGAACCUUCAAUGACCCUUCUCUAUCCCUCAGCCCACAAACCCCACAGCCCUGCUGGGUCUGGUUUGGCUUGGUCUGGACUGGUCUGAUUUGACAUGGUCUGGUUUGGCAGGACAUGGUGGAGGGAUGGCCUGAUUCUCUCUGUCCUCUCCCUCCUGUUGUUCUCUGAGAUGGAGGGAUGGCCUGGUUCUCUCUGUCCUCUCCCUCCUGUUGUUCUCUGAGAUGGAGG
Messenger RNA from Oncorhynchus tshawytscha (Chinook salmon), 2560 nucleotides. RefSeq names its product leucine-rich repeats and transmembrane domains 2a (gene lrtm2a). Gene Ontology annotation, molecular function: protein binding. The coding region runs from base 722 to 2101 and encodes 459 amino acids. The record is from RefSeq and is a predicted model, not a curated record. Gene Ontology annotation, cellular component: extracellular matrix. Lineage: Eukaryota; Metazoa; Chordata; Actinopteri; Salmoniformes; Salmonidae. The transcript has 4 exons.